Molecule: messenger RNA, 3301 nt
Organism: Pelmatolapia mariae (spotted tilapia)
Lineage: Eukaryota; Metazoa; Chordata; Actinopteri; Cichliformes; Cichlidae
Exons: 2
Coding region: 55-1749 (564 amino acids)
Biological process (GO): DNA integration
Molecular function (GO): nucleic acid binding
Source: RefSeq, a predicted model, not a curated record
CUUGGAGUCGAACGAACAGUAGACUUGGCAAGGGCCAGAUUUUAUUGGCCGAAAAUGCACAUGACCAUAGAAAAAAUGGUCAAAUCUUGUGAGCGAUGUAUCCGUCGAAAAACACCUCCAGAGAAAGCUGCUCCGUUGAUAAACAUUAAGACCUGCAGACCUCUCGAACUAGUGUGCAUGGACUUUUUAUCAAUAGAGCCAGAUCGCUCAAACACAAAAGAUGUAUUGGUCAUAACUGACCAUUUUACAAAGUAUGCAGUAGCAGUGCCAACUCCAAAUCAACGAGCACGGACUGUAGCAAAGUGUCUCUGGGACAACUUCAUUGUCCAUUAUGGUUUUCCCGAAAAGCUUCUUAGUGAUCAGGGUCCUGACUUUGAAUCAAAGACCAUUAAGGAACUCUGUGAACUUACUGGCAUGAAGAAAGUGCGUACAACCCCUUACCACCCUAGAGGGAAUCCGGUUGAGAGAUUCAACCGCACUCUUCUCCAGAUGCUUGGGACACUGGAUCGGUCAGAUAAACUCCACUGGAGAGACUUCGUCAAACCUCUGGUACAUGCUUAUAAUUGUACGAAGAGUGACGUGACUGGAUUUUCCCCCUAUGAAUUGAUGUUUGGGAGGCAACCAAGACUGCCCAUCGACCUUAUCUUUAGGUUGCCCACUAAUGCUACUAAGCAGACUCAUUCCCAGUACGUCGGUAAUCUAAAAUCUCGUUUGGAAGAAAGUUACCGGAUUGCCACCAGUAAUGCACAAAAGAAUGCAGGUCGCAACAAAGCCAGAUUUGACCGACGAGUUGUUGAAUCAACAUUGCAGACUGGAGACAGAGUUCUUGUACGAAAUGUGAAGCUCCGUGGAAAACAUAAGCUGGCAGAUAAGUGGGAAGAGGAUGUUUACAUUGUCCUUAAGCGAGCUGGAGAAAUGCCGGUCUACACAGUUAAACCUGAGGGUAAAGAUGGACCUGUGCGGACUCUACAUCGUGACUUGCUUCUCCCAUGUGGAUUUCUGUCAGCAGCUGCAGAACCCGAGACAGUCAAAACCCAUCCAAACAGGAGACCCAGAACAAGGCAGUGUUCCGUUGUUGAGAGCGAAGAUGAAAUUCCCUCUGAUCUGGACGAUGUACCUGAUUGGACGUUUCGCCCUCUCAUUACAUCAAAGCCCGACGUAUAUGUCCCAGUUCAUGAAACUCACAAGUUGAGUCAACCUCCUUGUGUGGUCAGGCUAUCAGCAGAACCAGAGGUGCCUACAGUUUCACUUCCACCUGAUCCUCCUGCCACUGAAUCCCUUGUAGUAGAGGAAGGUGAAGGAGUGAUUCAGGAUGUACCUGAACAUGACAACUUACCUGAACGUGACAACUCACCUGAAUCAAAUAUAUUGCCUGGGCUUGACUCAGCCAAAGGACUUCCUCAAAGUUCAGAAUUGCAGCAGUCUGAGGAAGCACCUCCAGAUGAUGAGACAAGCUCUGAUGCAGCAUGUGAUGAAGGAUUGAGUGAUGUGAACAGACCUGUUACCGAACAGCCUGAACCUGUGAUGAUCCAAAAUAACGGAUUUCAAGAUGAUGAGCCAUCUCUUCCUCUUCGUCGUUCUAACAGAAUGCAUGCAAAGCCCAAGAGAUUGCAUUAUGUAAAACUUGGGAAUCCCCUGAUAACGGUGGUGAAUUCUCUUUUCCAAGGCCUUAGUGAGGCAUUGACUAGCUCUUUAAAUGGAUUUGAGGAUCCAACUAGCAAUUAUGUUGGAAAGGUCAAAGCAGUGUAACUCAGUGCCACAUUGCAGAUGCCCAGGGACGGGCAUACCAUCAAGAGGGGAGGGUGUAACCCACAUAAAAUGAGGGUACCACUUUAAGGAGUGAUAGAUAUGAGGAGAGAUGGACAGCCUGCUCAACCAAUCAGAAUGCACAGGCCCCAGUAUGCUUUGGCCAAUGGGAAAGCAGCCUGCCGCUGUAUGUCCCACCCACCUGCUCUGUGUUCGCUGCUAUGUGUGGAGGUAGUCGCGUGCUGGCAGGAGAAAAGAGAGACUGAAGCUUUUGAGCUGGAAAAAGUAUUAGAUAUAAGUUGCAACCAACUAUGCUGCACAUAAGUUCGCUGAUUAUCAGCUACCUUCCAUGUUAAGAGUAGCCACAGUGAGUAAACAGGCGAAUGCUGCAGUUUUCUGGCGACUUUAGAAAGUACUGCGUGGAGCUAAACUGUUAGCCUUUGUUAGCUCUGGUUGCUAUCAACUGCCUGAAAGUUCAUCUUAAUCUGCUUCCAGAAGUAAGAGCCCCGCAUUUUCCGACCGAGAGACACCAUACCAUUGUCUUCGGCCGUGAUGCACUGAGAUCGGUGAGCACAUGUUGUAUGUCUCAGUUAGUUCACGUCUGUUUCACAUUUUAUCGUUGAGAAACUGAAUUUAUCUGAAUUGUUUGAUUAAUAGUUGUCACAUAUGCACUGACUUGGUGUAAUGCAUAGUUUGUGUAAGAGAGAUGUUUUAUUUUUGCAAAUUUGAGUAUUUUAAUUGCAAAUUGAUGUCGAACAUGAUGUCAACAAAAUUCAAAGUUGUGAAUUAUAGCUAGAACAGCAUAAUUAAUAUUUGAAUUGCUCUUCUGACCCUGUCUGUUGACAGGUCAGGUUUUUUUUGUCUGCUGAAUUGUUCCUGAGGUGGAUUCCUCCGGUGAAAUAGAUGGCGAGCCUUCCCACCUGGACUUAGAGAGACUGAGAUUUGCUUCUUUUCCACUCGAUGAUCUGCUGCACCUUGCGGUGUGGUAGGACUGUAUCACUCACACUUUCACAAACGGCUGGUUAUACAUAAGACCACUGACUGACAUUCUCUCACCCCUAUUUUCUUUCACACCCUGGGAAUUUUUUGGACUUUACCCCUUGGACAUUUUUUAUUUGGGACUUUAAAUAAUAAGCUGUUGUGUAGAACAUUCUCCACAUGUGAAAAGAGUGUGAGAUCUUCAUUUGAGUGUACAUUAGAUUUGUGUAAUCUGUUUCUAUAAGUGUUAAGGAGUCAGAUUACUAGGGUGCACCCGAGCAUUGAAACCCGAGCAUUGGAACCCGAGCAUUGAAACCCGAGCAUUGAAACCCGAACAUUGAAAAACAAAAGUAACACUUGGCCAAGUCGUUGUUUUAGUAGUUUAUGUGUUUUACUUUUCUUUCAUUAUUGUAAGUUUCCUUUCUACAAUUGUAAAGUGCCUUUAACCUGUGUUUGUCAACCGUAUGAUUUAUUUCACUAAAGUUGGCUGGUUCUUUUGAGUUACAGUCUUGUCUCUGUGUCUCAUUUAAACACACCCCUGUGCUCCUAUAGUCGAACCUAUUGGCCCAUUUAUAUA